UAGUAUCACUUGUCUGUUAGCUUCAAUCGUAAAUCAACAUGAUUUCAAAGUGCCUUAUUUUAGCCGUCAUUGUCGUUGUGACUAUCGCACAUCCUCCUCUGGACCAUGGUCAUCACGCUCCACACCCAUACAAGUUUGGAUACAGCAUCAAAGACAAACAUGGUGAACAACACAGAGAAGAAUCCGGAACUGGUGGUCAUGUGACUGGAAGCUAUGGAUUUACAGAUGAUCGUGGUAUCCACAGACAGGUCAACUACGUAGCUGAUCACGGUGGUUUCAGAGCUCAAGUCAAGACCAACGAACCAGGCACCGCCAACCAAAAUCCAGCUGCCGUUCACAUUCACUCAUCUGCUCCAGCAUACGACCAUCUGUAUGGUGGAUAUGGCUAUGGAGGAUAUGGUAAUGACGGAGCUGGUUUCGGUUAUGCUGGUCUGAAUAAUGCUUAUUCCGGGUACGGAGGAUUAGGAAAUUCUUACGGAGGUUAUGGUCUUGGUUACGGCGCUGGAUAUGGUGGAUAUGGUUUAUCUAGUGCUUUGUUGGGCACUUUGCCAUAUGCUCGAUAUGGUUACUGAAACCGCAAACUGUAGUAAGGCCACAAAUUGUAGCAAACUACAACUGUGUUAAAAAAAAUCCAAUAUUCCUGCCCUUGGAUACCAAAGUUUCUGUCAUUUUGCCAAAUACUUUUUAUUCCUGAAUUAUCAUAUUUUAUGUAUUCGAUAUUUAUGAAAUAAAUACUGUGCAUAAAAAGAGAAGUUUCCUAUAUUAUUUUCGACCA
Parasteatoda tepidariorum (common house spider) is the source of this 775-nucleotide messenger RNA. RefSeq lists its product as uncharacterized. NCBI's taxonomy places the organism in Eukaryota, Metazoa, Arthropoda, Arachnida, Araneae, Theridiidae. The record is from RefSeq and is a predicted model, not a curated record. Gene Ontology annotation, cellular component: chitin-based extracellular matrix. Gene Ontology annotation, molecular function: structural constituent of chitin-based larval cuticle.